Messenger RNA from Menidia menidia (Atlantic silverside), 2839 nucleotides. NCBI's taxonomy places the organism in Eukaryota, Metazoa, Chordata, Actinopteri, Atheriniformes, Atherinopsidae. The record is from the annotation of a GenBank genome assembly.
CACGUCUUACCGCAUGCGCACAGCUUGCACGCAGCAGUACACACCGUAGUUACUUUUCACGCGUGUUCUAACGCACGCUUGUAGAAAAGUAUUAUUGUUUUAAACCCAGGGGCUGUGUAAGUAGCAUAUUAUUUAACAGCAUGGGUGGUCAAGCUAAAGGCAAGAAGAAGAACAAACCCAAAAGAAGAGACAACGGCCAGAACAGGGAAGGAGGAUUUGUUGAUUUGACACCUCAGCAAAGGAUGAAACUAAGAAUGCACGAGAAGGCUAAGAAGAAGACGGCCGAGAAGUAUUCAGUAGAACAACUCUUAGAGAAGACAGAAGAGUGCAUAGACAGCUUCGACUUUGACAUGGCCAGGCUUUUCUGUAAGCGAGCCUUGGAUGUGGACUCCAACAACCUGCAAGCACUUGAGAUGUUGGGACACAUUUACUCAGAAUUAGGAGACCUGAGUCCAGAUGUAGGCCACAGUAAGUACAUGUACCUGGGACAAAUCCACACUGGCCAGGAGGCUGUGGACUACUACACCAAAGGAAUACAAAUCCUGCUGUCUGCACUGGAGAAACAAGACAUAACAGCUCAGGCUGCAGCUGCUGCUUCAGCUGAUGAGGACCGCGAUCUGCCGACACCGAAGGAUGUCAGUGUGGCCUACUGCUCCAUCGCUGAGAUUUACUUAACAGACCUCAUGGAAGAGGGAGCUGCAGACAAGUGCAGAGAGUUUAUAGAGAGAGCAUUACAGUAUCACCAUGACAACCCUGAGGCUCUCCAGCUUAUGGCCAGUUACCUGUUUAGUAGAGAGAGAAACCAGGAAGGCAAAGAGUACCUGUUGAAAAGUGUUAGAAUGUGGCUGCCUACGCAGAAACAGAUUGCAUCGUCCUCCACCUCAGAGGAAGAUGUGCAGAAUGAGAUCCCUCCCUAUGAGUGCCGCAUCGCCACAGCCAAACUACUCAUCGAAUCAGAGGAAUAUGAGAUGGCGGUAGAUGUGCUGGAAGGUCUUCUGGAAGAGGAUGAAGAAGUUGUCCAGGUGUGGUAUCUGUCUGGUUGGGUGUGUUACCUCCAGUGGGAAAAAGCAAAGGAGCUGCAACUGAGAGAAGGAAGAGAAGUGACCGAGGAUGAAAAGGAAGAGUGGAAGGCACUGCAGGAGGCAGCCAGAUCGUACCUAACCAAUGCUAAGAAGCUGCACAAUAAGCUUCGAUGUGACGACCAGCCAAUGUUGGAGCAUGUGGAGCAGCUGCUUAGUGAACUGGGAGGAGAGUUGGAGGCAGAGGAGGGAGACCCAGCCUUGGAUGAUGACUUUGAACCCUGCAGUGAUGAGGAAGAGAGGAACGAGGCCGAUGCCCCUAUGGAGCACUGAUCCCAUCACCUUGCUUAUUAUAUCAUCAAUUUCCCCUCAGAUCUGUCUUUACUUCUUGCGUUUUUACUGAAGUGUCUUUUUAAAAUGGCUUUCCUUUCUCACCUGCUUAUCAAACAUGAAAUUGAUAUGCUCAAACAGAAUGGCAAUAAAACCUGCUGCCUACUCAAUCUUUUUCAAUCAAAUUGUUAAAUGCUUGGAGUUGACUUGAGUAAUACUUCUCCUAAUCUCCUUGACAGAUGUCGAUAAAAGAAAUGAGUUUUAGAGCUUUAAUUCUCCCUAGCAGAAAAUGCAAAACACCUUUCGAAGGCUUUCACAGCUUCUGCACACCCACAUGCAGCUUUAACAAACACUCUCAGACAUGACAUAUGUAUGCAUAGAAACAAAAACACAGAGAGCAUGUUAAUUACCUUAAGUCUUUCUUAGCAGAACAGCAGCACCUCUUUCCCUGUCAGUCAAUAAGUCACAGUGCCCACAGAAUUCCGUCUUUACACAUAAUUCGAAAAGUCAACAUCUAUGUGCAAUGCUGGCAUUUCUUUGCUAUUUAGUUUUGUUAUUCACCAGAGCAGACAACUUCAACAAACUGAUGGCACUCAGCUGUAACAUCACUCCAAAUGAUGAAAAUAACCCUCAUCAAAACCAUUUAUUUAAAUAUCCAUUUGAAAAUAUUGGGAGAAUUUGUGUGCUGACAUCAAGAGCUGGGCAAUGUUCCACAAGUUCCAAGCAUCAAAAUCAAAAGACAGCCAAUUUACAAGACACCUAAGGUACAUUUAAAAGAAAAACAGUGAAAGUCCAAACUGAUCUGACUCGAAUGAAAAAGGAAAGAAUCUCUCAGGUUGGCUAACAGAAUGGUUAUUUAAAGCUGGCAGCUGGUGAGCUGAUGUGAUAUAUUUCCUUUGUUUUAGUUAAACUUCAUGCUGCGGAUUCUGCAUCAACUGCAAUUAAAAAAAAAUGUUUUGGGAUAUUUCACUUUAGACAUUUACAGAUUUAAGAAUAAGCAAUUUAUCAUGAUUUACAUUAAACAUUAAUUAUACUCCUUUGCAAAAAAAAGACAGCAUUGUAAACAGUUUUUCCAUGUAAACAUCUGAAGUGGUUUUUACUUUCAUUUUUAGGCACUGAGAACAUUUGUUAGGAAGACUUUUCUGACAUCCUCAUACAUUUUGCUGCAUGUUUUUUAAAGCUUCACAAUGGGACAUAUGUGCUGCAACACGCAAUCAUUCAGUUUAAUCUGUCUCCAUGCUCCAUUCCUGUUAGCGAGCACAAGACACCACAGGCAUCCACUGCCAUACGGCAGCUUUGAAGAAUUUCAUAACCGGUAAAUAGGAGCGUUAUCUGAGAUCCUGCUGCAGAUUGUGACCCGGCUGCAAGCUGAGAGGGCUGUUUGGGGAGACAGGGGUUCAGAUACUCUGAUCUGAUUGUGUAUGUUUGUAUUUAAGGAGCAUAAAAGACAACACAGGAGAAAAAUGUAGAGAUAGGUGUGUGUGUGUGUG